AUUUUGUGCUGGAUUUUGUGCUGGAUUUUGUGGUGGAUUUUGUGCUGGAUUUUGUGCUGGAUUUCGUGCUGGAUUUUGUGCUGGAUCUCGUGGUGGAUCUCGUGGUGUUUGUGAAGUCCCUGUUUGCCAAGGCCGAGCGGUGACCGCGGCGUGCCCACGGCAGCCGGCGGAUUUCGGGUGGAACCUGGCGUGGGCUCGCGGGUGAAGGUGGAGCCUGGGCCCGGGAUGGGGCAGCGGAUUUGGGUUUGGGGCCGCUCCUUUGGGGCCAAGAGGUGGUUCUGGCUCUGCCCUGGGGGAAUGAAGCAGCCCAGGCCGGACAAUGGGCGGACAAUGGGCGGAAGCCGGGACCGCGUGCGGCUCCUGCUCCUCCCGGGCUAUUUCCAUCGCAUUGUCCGAGGCACAGGAAGGAUGUCUCCAGCCUUCUUCCUUUUUGCCUCAAAGGGAUUCGGGGAGGGCAGAGGGAGGAGGGGAUUUGUUGUGCAAGAGGCGCAAUCGCUGCUCCUCGAAGCUCCCCUGGACGUGUGCACCACGAGGAGGGAAGGGGAAGGUCUCCCCUUGCUGUGUGAUGGAGAAAUACGGCCACGAAAGUGGCUUCUGGAUUUUGGCGAUGUUUUUAGUGUGGACAGGGCUGGGAUGGUGGCAAAAGAACGCUGCAAAGUCCCUCCUGUGUUUUUGCACAGCUCCCGCUGCUGUGGCUGGGCAGAGUUGGGGCUCCUCGCUGCUGCUGUGGAGGAGGAGGAGGCCGAGCUCCCACGUGCCAGGAAGUGAAAGCAGAAUUAAUUAAGACGGGGAAAUGAUCUUAAUUUGUUCUGGCUAAAUCCCUUUAGCAGCAGUAAACCCCAAAUAUCUGAAGCAAAGCUCUCAGUGGGGGCACGGCCGCAGCUCUCCCGUCAGUGACGCAUCUCUGGGGGUUGCUGUGAGUGGCAGAGCUUUCCCAAUCUGACUUUUCCCAGUUUUCCCAGCUUCCUGCUGGGAGCCAGACUGGGAAAUGCCCACCCCUGAGUGGUCUGGAUCCCUGCUGAGCCGGGAUCAUCCUGGGACAGCCGUGACAGUCCAAGCCCAGCUCUCACAUGCGCUGGCACCGAGUCUGCCCUGGCGCAGCUCCAGCUGCUUUUCCCAUGGGGGAACAGAAAAAGCUUUAAGGAUCCUUUUUGGGUUUUUUCCUUCAUCCUGGAGUGGAUGGGGAUGGAGUGGGGCUGUUUUAUCCCCCUCCAGCAGCGUGUGGUCCCCAUCACACCCCCAGGAUUCCCUCCCUACCCCUCUCUGGAGCUUUCUGACAAAUCCCAGGGUCAGGGCCAGUCCUUUCAACCUUCCAGGAUCACCGGGAGCUCCUGGAUGAGGUGUCCAGCAGUGCCAGGGCGAUGGAGCAGCGGCUGGGCGGCCGUCAGGGAAAAUCCUGGAUGAUCUCUGUGGCCUGGUGACAGCUCCUGGGGUUUGGGGUGACAUCCUGUGCUUUAAACCUUCCCCAAGGUGUGUCCUGCUCUUGUGGGGGGCUUGGCCCUGCCUGGGGUCCCCAUGGGAGGAGGUUUGGUGUGGAAGGAGGAGAGGAUUGGGCAGUUCUGCUGUGCUCUCCCUUCUCCCAGCUUUGAGCAGCGGUUCUGUAACCAGCUUUGAGCUGAUGCUGGAGGAGCUGCUGCCAUAAAAUUCCACUUUAGCUUGGGAUGGAAGCUUUUCCCCACGUUUUUAAAAUCCCAGUGAGAGCGGCGGGGUUGGGCAGCUUCCUUCCAGUUUAUUCCACAUUCCUGUUGGCAGAGGGGAGAGGGUCUGGUGCUCUCCUGCAGGCCGAGGGGGGUGGAAUGGGAGCAGGAGCAGGGCUGGAAUUGUGGCUGGAUGCUGAUUCACCCCCGAGAGACCUCGGCGUUUCCACCUGCUGCUGCCCGCUGCCAGCACCUGCCCGAGCCCACGCAAAACCUCCUUGUUUAUUUUGUCUAAAAGCAAAAUAUCCCCCAGAGGAGCCGGGGGGAGGGAUGCCCGCUCUGGUUUAAUUGCACUUAAUGAGCCUGAUGAGGCUGGCUGCCAGCGAGGGCUUUGCCAAGGCUCCGGUUUGCCCGUGAGAACUGCAAGGGUGUGGUGGUGGCCACGCCUGGGAUCGGGGAUCUGAGAGCUCCCGGGGCUGCGGGGCUGCUCUUCCCACGGCCUCGGUGGGCACGGGGACCCCGAGGAGCUCAGGGACACGAUGCCAUCCGUGGCUGCUGUGACCCCGUGCACCUCCCCGCGGGUGCCCCAGGCCGUCCCCAUGGACCUGAGGAUCGGGCAGCGCGUGGUCAAGCCCCAGGACACGGCUCUGCUGGCCCUGAAGCAGCAGCAGCUGCAGCACCAGCUCUUCCUGGCCAGCCUGCACCAGCAGCAAGUGGAGCAGCUCGCCCACCAGCACGUCAGAGUACGGCACGGGGCAGGGGGGACCCCCACACCCCACUUUUGGCACGGUUUGGGGCAGGAUCGGGCACUUGGGAAGGUGAAUUUUGCCCACAGUGCCGUGGCCAGCACGGUGGUGAAGCAGAAGUUGGCCGAGGUCAUCCUGAAGAAGCAGCAGGCGGCUCUGGAGAGAACCAGCAACGCUCCCGCUGCCGCCCUGCCCUACAGGUCUCUGGAGCCUCUGGAGCCCGAGGGUCCCUCCCCUGCCAUGCUCAGCACGUUCCUGUCCCCCGUGGCCAGCGCUUCGCUCGACCCCCCCGAGCAUUUCCCACUGCGGAAAACAGCGUCCGAGCCCAACCUGAAGGUGCGGUGCAAGCCCAGGAAGUGCCUGGACCGGCGCAAGAACCCCCUGACCCGCAAGGAGAGCGCUCCCCCCUCGCUGAAGAGGCGCCCGCCCGAGGCCAUCGGUGAGGAGGGACCGGGGUCCCUGUGUCACCUCUGUGCUGUUCCUGGUGUUCCUGUGUCACCUCUGUGUGCCCGGGGUUCCUGUGUCACCUCUACCCCCAGAGGGCACGGCUCAGCUUCCCGGCUCCCUCCCGAGAUGUGCCGUCCCCUCCUCGCCCCCCGGGCUGGCCCGUGUCACCUCCCCCUGGCACUGUCCCCUUGGCUGCAGCGCAUGGCCAAGUCCAGCGAGAAGCCCCGGCUGCGGCAGAUCCCGUCCUCGGAGGACAUGGAGGCCGAGGGGACGCUCCCGGAGGCCGCGGCCGAGGGCGGGGACCCCGGCAGGGCACGGCUGGAGCCCCCCCGGCCCGGCAGCAGCGGGAAGGAGCCCGAGAGGACGCAGAAGAUGGGGCAGCCCCAGGAGGAGCUGGUCCUGCAGCAGGCCUUGCUGUGGGACUCGUUCCAGCGGGUGCAGCAGCAGCUCCUCAAGCGCCAGCCCCUGGCCGACCCCCCCGUGGUGCCCCCCGGCCACCGACCCCUGUCCAGGGCCCAAUCGUCCCCGGCCACGGCCAGCGCGUCCCUCCCUGCCCAGGACACCAAGGCUCUGGCCCUGCCCGUGCAGGAGCCCCAGCCACACUUCACCACAGGGCUGGUUUACGACUCGGUGAUGCUGAAGCACCAAUGCUCCUGUGGAGACAACAGCAACCACCCCGAGCACGCCGGGAGGAUCCAGAGCAUCUGGUCCCGGCUGCAGGAGCGGGGCCUGCGCAGCCGCUGGUUCUCAGGGGGUCCCAAAGCCCCUGGGCUGCCCAGCUGGGGCUGUUUGAUGGAGGUGUUGGACCAGAGCUGCUCCUGGUCCUUGGGAAGACCGAUGUCCCCUCUCCAGGUGGACAGUGACACCAUCUGGAACGAGCUGCACUCGUCCAACGCUGCCCGCUGGGCCGCUGGCAGUGUCACCGAGCUGGCCUUCAAGGUGGCCACCAGGGAGCUGAAGAACGGUUUUGCCGUGGUGCGGCCGCCCGGACACCACGCGGACCCUUCCACGGCCAUGGGAUUCUGCUUCUUUAACUCGGUGGCCAUUGCGGCCCGGCAGCUGCAGCAGAAGGGGAAGCUCAGCAAGAUCCUCAUCGUGGACUGGGACGUUCACCACGGCAACGGGACCCAGCAGAUUUUCUACAGGGACCCCGAGGUUCUCUACAUCUCCCUGCACCGCCACGACGACGGGAAUUUCUUCCCGGGCAGCGGAGCCGCCGACGAGGUGAGAGGGGACCAAGGGGACCAAGGGGACAGCGGGACACGUCUCAAAGUGACCAUGAGGUGCCCCCCCAAAUUCUCCGAGCGUCCUCCUCAUGUCCCCUCAUGUCCCCCCGUGUCCCCUGGUGCCACCAUCCCCGUGUCCCCCCGUGUCCCCCCGCAGCCGGAGCCGCUCCCGGAGGAGAGCGUGAGGCAGAAGCCCAACGCCAACGCCGUGCGCUCGCUGGAAGCCGUGAUCCAGGUGCAGAGUAAAUACUGGGUGGCCGUGCAGCGCUUCGCCUCCAAGCUGGGCUGCUCCUUCCUCGAGGCUCAGCACCACGAGGCCGACGAGGUGGAGACGGUGACGGCCCUGGCGUCGCUCUCGGUGGCCGUGAUGGUGGAGAAGAGGGCGCAGGAGGAGCCGAUGGAGCAGGAGGAGCCCAUGAACCAGUGACAGCCCCGCCGGGAUCCCGGCUCCCGUUUGUCCCCCUGGGCUCCUGGAAGGGACAUUCCCGCAUCCAGAGGGACGGGACCGAGCCCGCAGCCUCCCCCCCCACCCCUCCCCGAUUUCGGGACCCCUGGUGAAGGGGGUGAAGCCCCCCCAGCGCUGCGGGACAGACCCCCCGAUCCCGGGAAGGGCCGGACAUUGGGAUGGACACUCAGAUCAUCCCGGGGGCGGCUCCCAGAGCCCCUCCCGUGCCUGGGAGGAGAAUCCCGGGGUUCGCUCGGCGGGGACGGGACCUCCACGAGCUCUCCAAGGGUUCCCUGGCUCCCCUCGCCCGGCUGGGACACAGGGACAGAACGGCAGUGACGGGGCCGGGAGCUCGCUGGGCACGGGGGGCUCGGAGCAGCUCAAGGAAAGCUCGGAGCAGCUCAAGGAGGGUUCGGAGAGUCCCGAGGAAGGUUCGGAGCAUCCUAAGGAAAGCUUGGAGCAGCCCGAGGAGAGUUUGGAGCAUCCUGAAGAAAGCUCAGAGUGCCCCAAGGAAGGUUUGGAGCAUCCCGAGGAGGGUUUGGAGCAUCCCAAGGAAAGCUCGGAGCAUCCCGAGGAGGGUUCGGAGCAUUCCCGGCGAGGCCGGAGCUCGGGCCGUGCCCCGGGGCUCCCCCCGAGCACCGAGCGCUGUCCCCGGCUCUGAUUUGCACUACGGACCCUGCGGGCGCUGAUGCGAACCCGGCUCCUCUUCCCGGGGCAAUUCCCGCUGGAAUUCCGGGACCGAUCCGCUCCGGCCGCGCCCCCCGAGCCCCUCCCCGGCCCGGGGAUGCCCAAAAAUCCAUCCCGAUUUGCCUUUUCCCGUUCCCCAGAGCUUUUCCCGAGGGUUUUCCACACGAGGAUGGGGCUCUGAGCCGGGCAGGGGUUUGGGGACAGAGGGGACACAGCCCUGGCUGAGCUGGAGGGGUGGGGGCGGCUCCGGCUGCGGAGGAGAUUUUGUAAAAAAAAAAUACCAAAAAAACCCCAAAAACAAAAAGGAAACAAAAAGAAAGGAGAAAUUUUAAAAAAAAAAAAAAAAAAGCCUCUGGAGGAAUCAAAACCCUUCGUGUGGCCCAGGGUGGGGGUCCCAGGGAGGGAUGGAUCCAUCCUGCUGGAUUUUACCAGGAAUUUGACAUUCAUGGAUUUUUUUGGGACUUUUCCUCCCAAAAAGGGGAUCAGGAGGAUCAUUAGGAUGACAUUUUGUUCAUUUUAAGGCUUUUUUCUCAUUUUAAGGGUUUUUUUCUCAUUUAAAAAUGCAGGGUUUUUUUUUUCAUAAAACAAGAUGCACCAAAAUACUUGAAAAUAUCUUUUUUUUUUUUUUUUUGUAAAUAUAUUUCACCUUUUUUUAAAAAAACAAUUGGUUGGAAGCCGGAGUCUCACUCCUCAGGUUUUUCCCCUUUAUUUUUCAAGCACAAUUUAUUAUUUUUUGAAUGAAGAUUUUAAACUUCUGAAGCCGAUUUUGUUUCUCAGCUGUAAAAUCCUUCCCGUGAGGCACCGAACGAAGGAACCAUUUUUAAGGGAGUUUUGAAUUUUUUUUAAGCAUCCCCAGAUUUUUUUUUUGAAGGCUGCAAUCCACUCCCACUGCUCAGAAAAAUUGGGAAUUGGGUAGAAAAGGUCGCUCUGGGCUUUCCUGUGGCUCCUCCGUGGAUUCUCCGGUGUUCCCCAAAUCUGAUCACAACUGAGCUCCUCUCCCGUGGAAUAUUUGGGGGUUCAGACCUCCCUGGAAAGGAUUUCCCCCCUUUUUUUGUGCCAUAACAGGCAAAAAACUCUGAUUUUGUUUUGCCUGAUUGCAAUAAAAGCGGCUCAGCUGA
This is a messenger RNA of Parus major (Great Tit), 6306 nucleotides long. RefSeq names its product histone deacetylase 7-like. Gene Ontology annotation, biological process: chromatin organization; negative regulation of transcription by RNA polymerase II. Bases 2177 to 4483 code for a protein of 768 amino acids. Gene Ontology annotation, cellular component: histone deacetylase complex. Gene Ontology annotation, molecular function: histone deacetylase activity. Lineage: Eukaryota; Metazoa; Chordata; Aves; Passeriformes; Paridae. The record is from RefSeq and is a predicted model, not a curated record. The transcript has 16 exons.